AUGGGAAGGCGCCCGAACCAGCUCAUCCUAGAAUUCUUCGAACGGGGCCCGAAACUCGAGGAUGCCAGCAAUCGCUAUCAACACACCUGCAAGUCUUGCGGUGAGAAGUUUCCGAAGGGACGUAUAGAUAGUCUUACGAACCACCUGGUGAAAAAAUGUCCAGCCUUACCUCUCCGCGACCGGCAGCGCGCUCUGCUGCAAUUCCACGAGCUUCCCGACCUCCCUGAUCCGAUGGCGCAGGCGGCGCCCACACAGCUACAAAACGGACAGACGAUGAACCUCCCGUUCGCGCCUUCAAAGCAAGGAAUGUCAGCCCUAGAGACCCUCGCCGAGGUAUCAAGACAGCAUUUGGAUCUAUCAGGGAAGCACAUACCGGGCAAGCAGCGCAAGUCACCCCCGCCGCCGCCGCAUCAACAGCAACAGCAGCAGAUGAGCACCGGAGGGAGUCAGGGCCCGUCGUUCGAAGAGUUUCUGAUACAGGACGAUAGGCCGGAAGGUGACUCGAUCACUCUAUCGCAAAGCAUGGAUAUGUCUGGGGCACCGGCUCUUCCGUCUAUAUACCAGUUCAACGGGCCACUGCAGCAUUCGCCAACAGGUUCGCCCCACAUGAGCAGUCUCCCGCUGGCAACUUCUGCGGGAUCAAUGGCGCAUAUGGUUCCCUCGCUGGUGAUGGCAGCCUCGGCUGCCAAUGAGUUAAUGCCUUUGACCAACAGCAUGACAAUGGAGCCAGAGCUCAAUAUGUCAAAUCCUGGCAUAGCCGAUAAGUUUUUCCACAGCCAAGCGCGCUCACAAUGGGCAAACCUCGACCCCCUACUGCCUGAUCAUGGAAAGGACCAGGUCCCGCCACCGGCCGACAAUGACGCGAAGGCCUCCACGCAGCCGCGUCCAAUUGCCAUGAACCCGAACACCACCCAGACUCACUUCACGACCGACUUCAGCGUGAACCAGAAACCGGCGAAACCGAAGGUACGCGGGCGCUUCACAGACUCCAGGCGGAAAGAAGUACAGGAAGUCCGAAAACGAGGAGCAUGCAUUCGGUGUAGGAUGUUAAAGAAGCCUUGCUCUGGCGAUAAUCCGUGCAACACAUGCCAGAACGUCGAGAGCGCAAGACUGUGGAAGCAGCCCUGCAUUCGAACACGUAUAGCUGAGGAAUUUAACCUAUACUCUGCAGGCCUGCGGGGGGUUUUGGCCUUCCACGCCGUCAGCCAGGCCAAGGGCCAAAUACGUCUCGACCAGACCCCCGGUCGGAUAGAAGCGACCCAUUACCCAGACUCGGCCACUUUUGCGACCUUCACGCCACUCAAAUGCCAGAGCCAAAUAGUGCACAGCACAGAAAUCGACCCUGUAAUACUUGGCGCUCGCUCUCCUUCGCAGUUGGAGAUAAUCGACGGAGAAGACGACAUUAGUGGGAAGCUCGAUCUAUACAUCAAGAAGAUGGCGCCUUCGUUCUUUGAAUCUGAAGACUCAGCGUUCAUGAAGGCGACAACAAACACGGCCUUUAACAUUACCUCUUCGAACCCGGAUGGCCUGCUUACCAAAGUGCUAGAGCUCUGGAGUCUGACACGAAUCCUGACGAAACCAAAUUUAGACUGGAAUCUCUUCUCGAAUCCAUCCCUCGCUCCUACUAUGGCUCCGUCAACCAUGACUCCUUCCGACCUUGAGAAUCUCGCCCGCAUACCCAUAACCUCCAUCACCAACCAGGCAUCCUAUGAUCUGAUAAAGAUGCAACUCAUGGGCGCAACGGAGAAGCGAGCUGCAUGCUUAGCUCGGAUAGUCAUGAAUGACCUCGAGCGUCGGCUCUUGCAACGCCAGCAGGCAAACCCUUUCGAGACUUUCCUGGUCGCAGUAGUCCUCUUAGCCUGCGUAGAACGCAUGUGCUGGCUCUUCCGGACCUGGGAGGACCAGAGCUCCACGGUCACUCUUCCUGCUGCAGAGACUGCUCCGAGCCAAUCGCAGCCUACUACAGAUGGCGACAUCGCCCAAGCCCUGCAAUCGGCACCCGCGUCAGACGUCCCGCAACCGUCUCGCAACCCGAAAUGGCCCUUCGACAAGCACCCAGCGUAUUAUUCCCAGCAAGGCGAACGCUUCAGCGAUAUCCUCCUUAUGCUCCUCAAGAUGCGUGGUGUCCCACCAAAACCACAAGCGCGCAGCACGGACGGUGUAUUGGUGAUCUGGGGCGACAAUGCCGACGAAACGGUCCACGAGUGGUAUGAAGGCAUCGCUGUGACCAAUGACAUGUUGGCCGAGCGUAGUAAUGCGCGGUUCAUUGGCGAGGACCCAAAGGAGUGGGAGCUGAAAUUUGUGAGCAAGAUUAUCAGUGGAGCCUAGCACGGCAGAUUCUGGCCCCAGGUUGGGAGGGAAUCAAGCGAGCUGUGGAUAGCCCUGUGAAAUACUCCUUUUUGUUGGACAGUGAUCAGUGGGAUAUUUAAAAAGUUUUUGGUUGGCUUUGGCUGGUUAGACAGGGGCGCUUGUCGGGGCGGUCUUGAUAUUUCACGAGCGAAUGAUACCAAAAGGGCGGUCAAAUGGCGAGAUAUACCCGUAUUCAUGAAAGGCAU
This is a messenger RNA of Trematosphaeria pertusa, 2555 nucleotides long. RefSeq lists its product as uncharacterized. Gene Ontology annotation, biological process: regulation of DNA-templated transcription. Bases 1 to 2328 code for a protein of 775 amino acids. The transcript is spliced from 3 exons. The record is from RefSeq and is a predicted model, not a curated record. Gene Ontology annotation, molecular function: DNA-binding transcription factor activity, RNA polymerase II-specific; zinc ion binding. NCBI's taxonomy places the organism in Eukaryota, Fungi, Ascomycota, Dothideomycetes, Pleosporales, Trematosphaeriaceae.